AUGAUUCAUUUUCUUCUCUCUUUGUUAUCAACCGAUCUAUUGAUAACUUAUCCUUAUUUUCGAUUAUCCUUUCAAUCUGUCGGUGACCGAAAUCAUUUUAAAUAUGUCUCAAUCGCUGACAUAACCCAUUUCCCUCGUCUUUUUGUCAAACAAUUUUUAACUACUUUUACUACUCUUUUUCUAUCUAUCACUUUCUUGUCUCAUUCAUUUCUUACUCUCCUUCUAUCUGUUACUCUAUCUAUUACUAUUUUUUUCUCAUCCUAUCUAUUUUUCUAUCUAUUACCUCAUUCUUUUCUGACUGUCAUUUUAUUUAUCACUCUAUUACCUCACUUUUUUUUCUUUUUCUUGUUCUGUCUAUUCUAUUGCCUUUUCUCUGGCUCUCGUUUUAUCUAUCGUUCUAUCUAUUACCUCACUUUUUUCUUUUUCUCAUUCUAUCUAUCGAUCUAUCCUUUUUCUGACUUUCGUUCUAUCUAUCUAUUAUCUCACUGA
Molecule: messenger RNA, 489 nt
Organism: Acanthosepion pharaonis
Lineage: Eukaryota; Metazoa; Mollusca; Cephalopoda; Sepiida; Sepiidae
Source: the annotation of a GenBank genome assembly